CUGCAGUUUACCACUUGUGAACGCUAAAGUUGUCUGCCUCUUUGUCUACACGUUCAGCACCAAAGAGGCAAGCUUUGGAUCAGCUCACACAGCUAAUAUAAAUAUUGUAGGAGCCAAAGCCUACAGCUCUGACUUCAGGUCAGCCGUGCAACUUUUCACCUGAAUAAAGUCGCGUUUUAGUCUGGUGAAAUUUGUAGCUUUGGAGGUCGCCAUGGUUGACAACAUGGACUUGGAGAAGCAGCAAAAGCGUUACUGCAUCCGUGGUAAGCAUGUAGUCAUCAUAUGUGUGACGGUGGUGGUUUGCUGUUUGGCGGUGGGCCUUGGGGUGGGCCUCUCCAGGCCAGCCACCCCCACCCCCACCCCCACAGCAGAGCCUACCCAGCCCCCUCCACCUGAGAGAGGGCCUUGCAUGCCUUCCACUGACUCUAGUGGGGACUGGAGGAAUUUCCGUCUGCCUAGCUAUGUGAACCCAAUCCACUAUGACCUGGCUCUGGAGCCAGACCUGGUCCAGGACACCUACACGGGCACUGUGGACAUCCAUGUGGAAGUCAGCAAGCCCACCCGCCAUCUAUGGCUCCACAUCAGGGAGACGUUUGUCAGCGCCAUGCCCAGGCUGAAGAGGCUGAACAGCCAAGGGGCCCAGACGGAGGUGACGGUGAAAAGCUGUUUUGAAUACAAACUUCAGCAGUAUGUGGUGGUGGAGGCCACAGAGGAGCUGCCUGUCACCGGCCCAGGAGAAGUGUAUGUGCUCAGCCUGGACUUCCAGGGCUGGCUCAACGGCUCCGUGGUGGGAUUCUACAGGGUCAUCUACACCGAGCUGGGGGUCACCAGAAAGAUUGCUGCAACUGAUCAUGAACCAACAGAUGCCCGCAAGUCAUUUCCCUGCUUUGAUGAACCCAACAAGAAGGCCACGUACAAGAUCUCUAUCACUCACGAUGCUACCUAUGAUGCUCUGUCCAACAUGCCGGUGGAGGGUGCCCCUCAACAACUGCCCGGCAAUAAAGUGAAAACCUCCUUCCAGAAGUCUGUUCCAAUGAGCACCUAUUUGGUAUGUUUUGCUGUACACCAGUUUGGUUAUGUGGAAAGAACUUCUGCUCGAGGGAUCCCUUUGAGGAUCUAUGCCCAGAAGAGUCAGUUGGGAACUGCAAAGUAUGCAGCUGACACAACUAAGAUCAUCUUUGAUUACUUUGAGGAGUAUUUCAACAUGACAUACUCCAUCUCAAAACUGGAUAAGAUAGCCAUACCUGACUUUGGUACUGGUGCUAUGGAGAACUGGGGCCUCAUCACCUACAGGGAGACCAACCUGCUGUAUGAUGAGAGCCAGUCUUCCUCCUACAAUAAGCAGCGAGUGGCUAGUGUUAUUGCCCACGAGCUGGUUCACCAGUGGUUUGGGAACAUUGUGACCAUGGACUGGUGGGAUGACCUGUGGCUUAAUGAGGGCUUUGCCAGUUUCUUUGAGUAUGUUGGUGUGGAGAAAGCUGAACCUACCUGGGGCAUGCGAGACAUCAUGAUCAUCAGUGAUGUGCUUCCCGUAAUGGUGGACGACGCCCUCCUCUCCUCUCACCCAAUCAUUGUGAAUGUGUCGACCCCAGCAGAGAUCACCUCUGUGUUUGAUGCCAUCUCAUACAGCAAGGGAGCGUCCAUUCUCAGGAUGCUGGAGGACUGGAUGGGUAAAGAUAUGUUCAGAGAUGGCUGUCGAAAAUAUUUGAAAGACUACUACUUCAAGAAUGCCAAAACAGCCAACUUCUGGACAUCUCUUGCCAGUGUGAGCGGGUUGCCAGUUGCAGAGGUAAUGGACACAUGGACCAAUCAGAUGGGUUAUCCUGUGCUGGACCUGUCUGUUUCAGAGACAAAUGCCAAGCUGAGCCAGGAGCGUUUCCUGCUGGAUCCUAAAGCUGAUGCCAACCAGCCCCCUUCACCUCUUGGGUACAAGUGGACAAUACCAGUGAAAUGGCACUCUGUGAAAAGUGACAAGAAUAUGUUGGCAAUGUUUAACAAGAGCAGCACAGAGCAUGUCAUCAGUAACUACUCGCUCUCAGAGGACGGUCUGCUGAAGGUUAACAACGAUCACAUUGGGUUCUACAGAGUAAACCACGACGACCACAUGUGGAACACUAUCAGUCAGCAGCUUCAGAACAACCACAGGGAGUUUGAUGCAGCUGAUCGUACAAGCUACAUUGAUGACGUUUUUGCUCUUGCAAGGGCAGACAUUAUAGAUUAUGGUAACGCCUUCAAUCUUACAAUGUACCUGACAAAUGAGACUGAUUACAUAGUCUGGGACCGUGUGGCUUCCUCUAUCGCCUAUGUUCGGGACAUGUUGUCAGGCGAUGCUGCACUCUACAAAAGGUUUCAGAAACUCUUUCGUGAUCAUGUUAAAGCAAUCUCAACACAACUUGGAUGGAACGAUGAGGGAACACAGAUACAGAGGUUACUGAGGGAGACUGUGCUCAGUAUUUCCUGUCAGAUGGGAGAUCAGGAGGCUCUGAAUGAAGCCUCCCAUAUCUUUGACCAGUGGAUUAAUGGAAGUCUCAGCAGUGUGGCUGUGAACCUGAGGCUGCUGGUCUAUCGAUAUGGCAUGAAGAACUCAGGCACUGAGGAAAAAUGGAACAUAAUGUUCCAGAGGUACAGAGACACUUCUUUGGCUCAGGAGAAGGACAAGCUGCUGUACGGACUGGCCUCUGUGGAGAACGUCGAACUUCUAUACAAGCUCCUGGAGGCCACUAAGAAUGAGAGUAUAAUUAGGAGUCAGGAUCUGUUCACUGUGGUUCGGUACGUCUCCUACAACCCUCUGGGACAGACCAUUGCCUGGGACUGGACCACACUAAACUGGGACUACCUGGUCAACAGGUACACCAUCAAUGACAGGAACCUCGGUCGUCUGCUCAAUCGAAUCACCACCACCUACAACACAGAGCUGCAGCUAUGGAAGAUGGAACAUUUCUUCCGUCUAACACCUAAUGCUGGUGCCGGGGAGAUGCCGAGGCAGCAGGCACUGGAGACAGUGAGGAACAACAUCGAAUGGAUCAGAAGGAACGAGAACGAGAUCAGAGGGUGGCUGGAGAACAAUGUGGCCUGAAACAGCACUGAUGUAAAAUAGAAAGGUGUCAGCUGCCAGUUUUAAUUUAUCACUGAAGCCUUUUCCUCUCCAGUUUUUAUUAACAAUCAUUUCUAAUCUUGUGCCAAGCACCAGAAGGAUAUUUAUACUGCUGCUUCUCCUGUUUGUACUGAAACCUUAACAAUUUUUGUAAAACUUUAACUUGUAAAGAAAAUCUGAAUUAAAGUGUUUUCAACAAAUCACAGAUUAAAUAUUUGUAUGAUACAUUGUUUUGAACGGAAUUAAAAUGACUUUAAAUCUGA
Messenger RNA from Lates calcarifer (barramundi perch), 3357 nucleotides. RefSeq names its product glutamyl aminopeptidase (gene enpep). The coding region runs from base 212 to 3076 and encodes 954 amino acids. The transcript is spliced from 21 exons. The record is from RefSeq and is a predicted model, not a curated record. Gene Ontology annotation, cellular component: cytoplasm. Gene Ontology annotation, biological process: proteolysis; peptide catabolic process. Lineage: Eukaryota; Metazoa; Chordata; Actinopteri; Centropomidae. Gene Ontology annotation, molecular function: zinc ion binding; metalloaminopeptidase activity; peptide binding.